GGAAACCCCAGCCAAAAAUACGCAGCAGCCACAGAAAAUCUCCAGCAAGACCACUGCUCCACCUUCUCCUCCUCCUUCCCUUCGUCUUCCCCCGGCCCGUUACGCUCCCUGCCCGCUCCUCCCAGUCGCCGCCGCCCUCCUCCUCCGCCGCAGUCGUCUCCUCCUCCGCCGUCCAGAUCCGUCCUGCUGCGCGGCCGGCCACUUGCAAGGCUCCUAGAUUCGCGAGAGCUCCUCCCCCGCGAGAUCCGCCACCGCCGUCUCGGCGCCGCAGCCCCUUCUUCCGGAGGCGAUCCGCCCCUCGAACCACCGCCGUCGCGCCGUCCAGCUUAUAACGGUGCACUUGGUGUGAGCCAGCUUGGGUGGCGUUGUGGUACCUGCUUCAUUAUCGUCUUAGCCUAUAUUUGCCCUUGGACCAAAGGCCGUUUGAGAUUGAUAAUAUGAAACAAAGAAUCAUACAACGUCCAUGCAUUCAUCUGCAGACGUAACCAUGCUGAUGGUUCUUCUUGGGCACACCUAUAUGGUGUUCUUGACACUGCCUUCCGUGCUCCAGUUCUAUGCAAACUUGUGACGUUCUAUAAGUUUGGACCAUGGAGCGUGCACCACGUAAGAGGGGAUUUCCAACUGAUCCCAAGGAAUACAAGUUAUAUGAGGAAGUUGGAGAAGGAGUUAGUGCCACAGUUUACAGGGCUCUUUGUGUCCCGCUCAAUACUUUUGUUGCCAUCAAAGUUCUUGACCUUGAGAAGUGCAGUAGUGACCUGGAUGGAAUAAGGCGGGAAGUACAAACCAUGAGCUUGAUUGACCAUCCUAAUCUUCUUCGCGCAUGUUGUUCAUUUGCAAAUGACCAUCAACUUUGGGUUGUCAUGCCUUUCAUGGCUGCUGGAUCUGCCCUGCACAUUAUAAAAACUAAUUUUCCAGAUGGGUUUGAGGAAGCAGUCAUUGCCACACUUUUGUGGGAAGUUCUCAAAGCUCUCGUCUACCUACACUCUCAAGGGCAUAUUCACAGAGAUGUAAAGGCUGGAAAUAUCCUAAUAGAUACAAAUGGAGCUGUUAAGCUAGGAGACUUUGGAGUAUCUGCCUGCAUGUUUGACACUGGGAAUAGACAACGAGCUAGAAAUACAUUUGUUGGGACCCCUUGCUGGAUGGCUCCUGAAGUCAUGCAACAACUGCAUGGCUAUGAUUACAAAGCUGACAUCUGGUCCUUCGGGAUAACAGCAUUAGAACUAGCACAUGGUCACGCUCCAUUUUCGAAGUACCCUCCAAUGAAGGUGUUGCUUAUGACGUUGCAAAAUGCACCACCAGGUCUAGACUACGAGAGGGAUAAAAGAUUUUCGAAGUCUUUUAGGGACUUGGUUGCUGUAUGUUUAGUCAAGGAUCCACAGAAGCGUCCCUCUUCAGAAAAGCUGUUGAAACAUUCGUUUUUUAAGCAAGCGCGAUCAGCUGAUUUUUUGGCAAAGAGUAUUCUUGAGGGACUUACUCCACUGGGCGACCGCUUUAGGGCGUUGAAGGCAAAAGAGGCUGACUUACUUCUCAAUAACAAGCUUGGUCCAGAGAGCAAGGAGCAGUUAUCACAGAAAGAAUACAUAAGGGGCAUCAGUGGCUGGAAUUUUAAUCUGGAGGACUUGAAAACCGCAGCUGCCCUUUUAGACAGUUCAAAUGGCACAUACCAUUUUGAUGGUGCCAACAACAAAGAUAGGAAUGGGCUACAAGACGUUUAUAAUGAAUCAGAAAAUAUUUAUCAGGAAAGGGUUAACCAUGGUGCUUCUGCAAGGCAUGAUGAGCAUGAGAUACAAGAAGUAGAAGAUUUGGAUGGAGAUCUUGCCUCUUCCUUUCCAACCCGUCCCCUUGAGGCACUAAAGUCUUGCUUUGAUGUCGGCGGUGAUGAUGAUCCGGACCCUACUGCUACGAAUUUGCGGGUACAACCAAGCAUGGAGUCUAUAUCACCUGUGCAGCAGUUCUCAGAAAUGGACCAUAGUAGAAGUGACAACUGUAAUGGUGAAAAUCUGGAAAGAAGUGUCUCCGUACCCUCAAAUUUGGGAAAUAGUGUAUAUCCCAAGUUCUCAAGUGGUUCUCUUAUUCCCGAGCAUGUUCUUUCGCCUUACAAGAAUGUUGGUAGUGAUUCACGAAGGAAUGACUUUCAUCAGAAAAAUCCGAGCAGCAGAAACCGAAGUGGCCCUUUGUUUUUCCGUCAAAUGAAGGACAUACGCCCACAUCUGUCUGUUGCACCCGAUGAGGCGUCGGAAGGAAAUGUUGUCCAGCGAAGGGGGCGAUUUCAGGUCACAUCAGAUAAUCCUGGUCAAAAGGUAGCUUCAUCAGCAAGCAGCAACAGCAGGCCAAAUUUACCAAGUGGCGUAACACGGCCAGCUUCCAAUUCAUCCACAAUUCUUCCGACACUACAAUUCUUGAUGCAGCAAAAUUCUAUGCAAAAGGAAGUGCUAAGUAGAUUGAUUUCUUCAAUUGAGGAAACAUCUGAUGUUUCCGAUGCAAGUACAGUUGGUUUGUCUCAGGUGUGUCUGAUGGAGUGUGUUCCAUAUGUUAUUUCACAUUUGACCUCAAGACAUGUGAACUUUAAAGGUCAAUUACUGUUAAGCAUAUUUUCUUGUGAUUGUUUUAAUAAGUGCUUAUAUAUGUUCAGUCAUCUGGAUCGCUUGCCAGAGAGAAGGGAUUGGAGUCGUAUGUCGUCCAACUACAGCGAAGUGUCACAGAACUCGCUGAGGAAGUGCAGAGAUUGAAGCUGAGAAAUAAUCAGCUUGAGCAGCAGAUCAACGGGUUGUCGAAGAAAGACGAAAGGUUGCGAAGAGAGGGUAGUACAAAGCAAUGACAUAUUAUAUUCCCCCCUAGUCCCCGUUGUAUAAUUCAGCUCCCCAAUUUUGGACCUGGUUAGUGAAAUUAAUUGUAUUAUGUUUCGAAAUCAGGUAGUUGUAUCAAUUGUAAUUGUAAGUAUUUUAGCGAGUUCACAUUAUAGUAUAAUCUUUGAUUUGUACAGCAUGCUUUGUGUUAUCGGUGAGGAUUAGUUUCCGUCAACUACAAUGUUUCGAUAGCAACCGUUUGUGAA
Molecule: messenger RNA, 3052 nt
Organism: Aegilops tauschii subsp. strangulata
Lineage: Eukaryota; Viridiplantae; Streptophyta; Magnoliopsida; Poales; Poaceae
Biological process (GO): protein phosphorylation
Molecular function (GO): protein serine/threonine kinase activator activity; ATP binding; protein kinase activity
Source: RefSeq, a predicted model, not a curated record